AUGGCUUCCGAGUCUGUUCCUUCUCUCAACGUCGUCGGAUACAUCCACACUACUUCUCCACCAAACCACUUAUCCUCUCUGUCACACAUCACUCUCAUAACCGUAACGGUCCUCGCCGUCGCUGUUACUGUAUCUCUUGCUCUGUACUUCAUCAUCCGUUACCGUCGCCGUUUCUCUCCGUCAUCCGCUCCGGUCUUCUCCUCCUCGCAUCGGAUAUCGCCGGAGAUCGCUUCGUCUUCCCUCGCCGACUCCCUCCCGGCGUUCACCUUCUCCUCCGUCACGCGCCGCUCAUCCUCCGCUGCCGCCGGUGACUGCGCCGUUUGCCUCUCGAAGUUCGAGCAACGCGACCUCCUCCGCCUCCUUCCGCUAUGCUGCCACGCUUUCCACGCCGAAUGCAUCGACACGUGGCUCCAAUCGAACCUCACGUGUCCGCUCUGCCGCUCUGUCGUUGCCACCUCCGAAUCGGACCUCGCGAAGGUUUUCCGGUCGCCGUCCUUCGCCGGAGGCAACAGCUUCCGGCUGGAAAUAGGUAACAUCAGCAGCCGCCGCGGCGGAGAUACAUCUGACGCCGCCGGAAGGUCGUAUUCUGUUGGCUCGUUCGAGUAUUUCAUCGACGAAGAGGCUGAGGUUCCGUUCAGUCAUGCUCACCGGAGAAGCGUUUCCAGCGAGAAAGACGAUGCUGCGGCGGUGGAGUUUCCGGCUUCGGAGCCGAGUUUAGCUGCUGAGGUUGGGCGUGGAAGUAGUAAUAGCUGGUUGAAGGAUUACGUUGAUCGUCUUUCGGCUACGAUGUCGUUUCGAAGCUCUGGAAGGUUCUUCACUGGGAGUAGUCGCCGAAGCGACGUCGUUGCAGUUGGAGAUUACGAUGUGGAAGCCAACCGUUUGGGGGAAGAAAUCGGUGAAGUCUUUCGUUGGAUUUCUGGGGUUUGA
This is a messenger RNA of Abrus precatorius (Indian licorice), 927 nucleotides long. RefSeq names its product E3 ubiquitin-protein ligase ATL4-like. The record is from RefSeq and is a predicted model, not a curated record. Lineage: Eukaryota; Viridiplantae; Streptophyta; Magnoliopsida; Fabales; Fabaceae. The transcript has a single exon. Bases 1 to 927 code for a protein of 308 amino acids.